AUGCUGGCUGGGCAAGCCCUCGCGUUCUUGGGCCUGACCUGGGGCACUUUCCAGAGCCUGGCCAUCCCCCGGAUUACAGAAUGUGGCCUCUCCUGUUCUCAGGGCUUUGCCUGCAGGAGCCACAGGAACCGGAACAUUUUUAACAGCUUCUGCCGGCCACGCCCCGUGUCCAUGUCCAGGUCAGUCCUGGAGGCCCUGACGUCCUCCACUGCCAUGCAGUGUGUCCCCCCUGACGGCUGCUCGAUGCUCCUGCUUGUACGCGCCUCCAUCAACCUGCAUGAGCGCCUGCGGGGCCUGGAGGCCUGUGCCAUCAGCCUGGACACCCAGGAGACGCAGUGUCAGAGUGUGUGGGUGGCCAGGGCCUCCCACCGGCAGCAGGUGGGGCAGCAGCUCCAGGUGCACUUUGGCUGCUUUGCAGUGAGUGUGGCCCAGCACCUCUACGUCACCCUGAGGACCAUCCCUCAUUUCUGCGGGGUCCAGCUGGACCAGAGGCACCUCGUGGAAGACUGCGGAGAGGAGGACGUGGGGAGGAGCGUGCCCGACUGCCUUGCGGGGAAGCUCAGCUACUGGGUGGACCGGAGGCGCAAGGCGAUUCUGGUGCAGGUGCCCAGGGCCUCCGGGAGCCCCGACUACUACGUGCGGCUCUGCCUCAAGCGGUUCACCUGCGAGGACGCCGGUGCCCCUGUGCAAGUGACCGCCAACAGCGUCUCCCAGGCCGUCUCCCUGCCCUACAGCCAGGAGCUGCCGUGCUUGUGCCUGGAGGGCUGGUCUGCGACCCCUGACGCGGUGAGGAUCCAGAUCUGCCCCUUUGAAAACGACACUGAGGCACUGGAGGUGCUGUGGGACACGGUCUACUACCACCCGGGGAGCCAGACACUGAGCUGGGAGCCCGCCUGCCCUGUGAGUGGCCAUGUGAGCCUGUGCUGGCGCCCGGGGCCCGGGGCCGGCUGCCGUAAGCUGCAGCAAUCCAGCCAGCUGGUGCAUCGCAGAGUGCAGUACCCGCUGGUGGACACCCAGCCCCAGCUCUGCCUGAAGUUCUCCACCAGUUGGGGGUCCUGGGUGCGGUGCCCUUUCGAACAGCGUCGCUUCCCAACCUGGAAAAUGACCAUCCAGCCUUCGCCCACAAAGGGCCACCUCCGGGCCACCUUCUUCUCGUCCAGCCCCGCCCACUUCCAGGUGCACCUGUGUCACAGGAGGAAGUCACAGCUCCCUGCCUGCCAACGCACACUCCAGGCCAGCCCGCUCCCUUCAGCCUCAGGUGACCUGGCAGCCGCCCCUGCCUUUGCCUUCCUGGACCUUCCCAAGGAGGAGGUCUGUGCCCCAGGCAUCUGCAUCCAGGGCUGGAGGACCGAUGUACACUUCUCCGUUCCCCAGCAGCUCUGCAACCUCCGCUCCAGUGGGUGCCCAGCUCUUAGGGGCCGCAAGAGGCUGAGGACUAGACCCAGGCCUCCUACGGCAGCCUGGGCAUGGCGUGCACUGAACAGGAGACUGGGUGGGGGAAACGGGGAGACCAUCCGGCCCUGA
Messenger RNA from Symphalangus syndactylus (siamang), 1524 nucleotides. RefSeq names its product interleukin 17 receptor E like (gene IL17REL). NCBI's taxonomy places the organism in Eukaryota, Metazoa, Chordata, Mammalia, Primates, Hylobatidae. The record is from RefSeq and is a predicted model, not a curated record. Gene Ontology annotation, molecular function: interleukin-17 receptor activity.